AUGGACUCAGGGGAUGGCUCUGGUCCAAAACAGAGGAGAACUAGACAACAGUUUUUGAAAUAUUGUGCUGAUUUUACAGAGAAAAGGAACAGGUCUUGUCAAAAUGGUAAUCUUACUCCGUCUUCUUCGCCUUGUUCUGUGAAUAUUGGAAAAGAGGGUGUGAGUUGUGGGAGGAAAAGAAAAAUGGCAGUUUCUGAAGGUGAUAAGAGAAAAAUGGGAAAAUGGUCAGAAGAUGCAAGAAAAUUAAGAAAAGGGAAAAAGAAAGUGGAUAAUGGGAGGAGGAGCAAGUUCAGUCCAGGAACUUGUGAGUCUAUCAUGGAACGGAUUUUCGUCGAGGAAAUACCUGAUGAUGAUGUUACGGAUGAUUCGGAGGAUGAUUCUGAUGAUGUUGAUAUCAUUGAAGAGGAGGAGGGUGUAAAUAAUGAAUCAGGUUCAGGUUGGUGGUCGAAUACGGGCUUAAAGAGUAAUAUGUUGAAUGCAAAAGAUCAGGAGGUUGUUUCAUCUACCUCAAGCAUGUGUGGUAGGACACCGGUGAAAUCAGUGGAAGUGUAUACUGAUAGCACCUCAUCUUCUGAGUCUGAGUCGGAUUCCGAAGCUUCAAGUGAUGAGGAUAAUGAUGACCCUGAAGAUAAGAAUUACAGGUUGAUUGAGUCAUCAAGUUCUAGCCAAUAUGAUGAUGUAAUAAGUGAUUUUGAUGAUACGGAAUCAGAAGAUGAAAAGAAUGAAGAAGGAGAAAAAGAGUCGAAUGAGGGGUUAGUACCUGAGCUUGUUGUUGAGAGUAAAAAGCAGAAGAAAGGCGGAGCAUAUCUUCUUCGUGCACGUUCACUUUCUAUGUCCAAAAAGAAGAAGUUAAACAAUGGAAAUGAUAGUAGUAGCCCAAUUCUUCUUACUGAUGAGGAGGAGUUUGAUGAGGUGGGGUCUGAUGGCGAGGAGUCUAAAUCUGAAGAGGAAUGCGAGGUUGAUGACUCGGUGAAGAAUGUUGUUCAAAAGGAUGUUGUUCGAAAGGAUAGGAGGACUGGAAAGAAGAUUCUUGAAGAUUCUGAAUUUAUGAAGUUUGUUGUUGAUUCUAUCAUAAAUGUUGAUGAUCAUGAUAAACUUACUCCUUUUGAAGAGAAGGAACAGGUUCCUGUCAAGGAAACACUUCCUUUAGUAUUUCGGUUUGAAGACGAGGAUGAACCUCCUCCCCCUGAGAAAGAAGAAUGGGAAAAGGAAGUUGAAAAUCUUUUUGCUGAAAUGCAGAUGUGUAUCUUAGAGUCAGAUAUUGGCUUUACAAAUCCAUCCGUUUCGCCGAUGCAGAGUGGAGAUUUAAGUAACUGUCAGAUGGGAAACCACCAACUUGUUCUAGAUGAACAAAUUGGACUCGCUCAGAGAACUCGAGGGAGGUAUGAAAGAAAACAUUUAGGACAGUCGCCAUCACUCUUGGAUGUUGGUGGCUUCAGAUUUUCUGAUUCUUCUGCAGUCCAAGAUUCUAUGAUUAAUGAAGAAGGAACUGUGUGGGAUUUAGUUCCCCCAAGUGCCAAAUCAACAAUGUAUCCUCAUCAACGUGGUGGAUUUGAGUUUAUGUGGAAAAACGUUGCUGGAGAUAUAAAUCUCGAAAGGCUGAGACAGCCCCUAUCUGAUAGCAAAGGAGGAUGCAUAAUCUCACAUCCACCUGGCACCGGGAAAACCCGUCUCACCAUAGUAUUUCUUCAGUCAUAUUUGAAGCUGUUUCCAAAGUCUCGACCUGUAAUCAUAGCUCCUUCCAGUUUGCUGCUUAACUGGGAAGCUGAGUUCCAGAAAUGGGAGGCUCAGAGAACUCGAGGGAGGUAUGAAAGAAAACAUUUAGGACAGUCGCCAUCACUCUUGGAUGUUGGUGGCUUCAGAUUUUCUGAUUCUUCUGCAGUCCAAGAUUCUAUGAUUAAUGAAGAAGGAACUGUGUGGGAUUUAGUUCCCCCAAGUGCCAAAUCAACAAUGUAUCCUCAUCAACGUGGUGGAUUUGAGUUUAUGUGGAAAAACGUUGCUGGAGAUAUAAAUCUCGAAAGGCUGAGACAGCCCCUAUCUGAUAGCAAAGGAGGAUGCAUAAUCUCACAUCCACCUGGCACCGGGAAAACCCGUCUCACCAUAGUAUUUCUUCAGUCAUAUUUGAAGCUGUUUCCAAAGUCUCGACCUGUAAUCAUAGCUCCUUCCAGUUUGCUGCUUAACUGGGAAGCUGAGUUCCAGAAAUGGGAGGUGGACAUUCCCUUCCACAACUUGAACAGCAAAGAUUUCUCUUUACAGGAAGAUGAAGCUACUGUGAGUGUCUUUCGCUGUUUAUCCCAUGCUGGAAAGAGAAAUCCACACCUUAUACGAAUGGUGAAGCUGGGAUCCUGGGUUAAAGGUAAGAGUGUUUUGGGGAUCAGCUAUGACUUGUUCAGGAUUCUUACUGGAGAUGAUGGAGACGGUUACGCUAAACCGAUUAGAGAAAUCCUUCUUAAAUAUCCUGGUCUUCUGGUCCUUGAAGAAGGGCACACUGCUCGGAAUGAGCAAAGCCUUGUCUGGAAAGCUUUGAAAAAGGUUGAAACAGAGAAGCGCAUAGUUUUGUCUGGAACUCCUUUCCAGAAUAACAUCAAGGAGUUAUACAACACUCUUUGUGUAGUCAGUCCAAAGUUUGCUGCAGAUUUGGAGCAGAAAUGGGUUUCUCUUAGCAGUUCCAUUGACAAGAAUGCCCGAGCAUUGGAAGAGCUUAGGGAUAUUAUUUCACCACUUGUCCAUAAGUGUAGUGAAAAUGUAAAGAAGGUAAGCCUUCCGGGUAUAAGGGACACUGUAAUUCACUUGAAACCCACAGAUUUGCAGAAGGAGUUGCUUAGAAGGAUUCCAGAGAAUCCAAGCUCCUUUUAUGAACAAAAUCUGGUGUCUCUUAUCUCUGUUCAUCCUUCAUUAGUGGCCAAGAGGAAGGAGUUCUCUGACUUAGAAAGUCAGCUAACAGAAAGAGGCUGUCGGUUGGAUCCAGAUACCGGAGUAAAAAUGAAAUUUGUUGUUGAGCUUAUCAGACUUUGCGGUGGGCGGAAGGAGAGGGUUAUAAUAUUUAGCCAGUUACUUGAUCCUCUAAACCUGAUCAAGGAGCAACUCAAUUCUCUCUUUGGCUGGACUUUAGGUCGGGAGAUUCUCUAUAUGGAUGGGAAACUUGAUGUGAAGCAGCGGCAGAUAUCUAUAAAUUCUCUUAAUGACCCUAAGAGUGAUGUAAAAGUGCUUCUUGCAUCCAUAAAAGCCUGUUCAGAAGGAAUAAGUCUGAUAGGGGCCUCAAGAGUGGUUUUGCUUGACGUUCUCUGGAAUCCCUCAGUAGAACAGCAAGCCAUCAGUCGAGCUUACAGGAAUGGGCAGACCAAAUUUGUGCACGUUUACUGUCCAGUAACAUCAAAAUGGGAGGUUGACAAGAUUGAACAGCAGACGAGAAAAAAGUACCAUUCAGAUGUUCUUUUGUCUAGGGAUCAUGAAGCCAAGAUGGAUCCUUCAUGUUCUGUGUCAGAGGAUAACAUACUAGAAUCCAUGGUUGAGCAUGAGGGCCUCCGUCAUAUUUUUGAAAAGCUCUCUCAUGCACCACGUGUGGUGCCGCCUAAUACAGGCCUUGAAUCUCCAAAACCAAGCAGUUAG
Molecule: messenger RNA, 3609 nt
Organism: Solanum tuberosum (potato)
Lineage: Eukaryota; Viridiplantae; Streptophyta; Magnoliopsida; Solanales; Solanaceae
Product: SNF2 domain-containing protein CLASSY 4-like
Exons: 3
Coding region: 1-3609 (1202 amino acids)
Biological process (GO): gene silencing by siRNA-directed DNA methylation
Molecular function (GO): ATP binding
Source: RefSeq, a predicted model, not a curated record